Molecule: messenger RNA, 294 nt
Organism: Budorcas taxicolor (takin)
Lineage: Eukaryota; Metazoa; Chordata; Mammalia; Artiodactyla; Bovidae
Product: peptide YY
Exons: 3
Coding region: 1-294 (97 amino acids)
Biological process (GO): neuropeptide signaling pathway; feeding behavior
Cellular component (GO): extracellular region
Molecular function (GO): neuropeptide hormone activity; neuropeptide Y receptor binding
Source: RefSeq, a predicted model, not a curated record
AUGAUGGCGGGGCGCAGAUCGUGGCCUGCCAUGGCCACAGUGCUACUGACCCUGCUCGUCUGCCUGGGGGAGCUGGUCGACGCCUACCCCGCCAAACCCCAAGCUCCGGGAGAGCACGCCUCGCCAGAUGAGCUGAACCGCUACUACACCUCGCUGCGCCACUACCUCAACCUGGUCACUCGGCAACGGUUUGGGAAACGAGACUUCUCAGAAGCUCUUCUGUCUACACUGCUCUUUCCAGAUAGCGAGGACCUGCCGGUCAAGUCGCGGCCAGAAGGAGCCUACCUGUGGUGA